UUAGGUUUCCCGCAAUUCAUUCGAGGCAUUUACUGUAUUGUGUUUGGCGUCGUUGUGUUUUUGUUUGAAUUUCGAUUACCAUCCAUCAUCACGCAGCACGCUUCCUUCCUCUUUUCUUUUAUCGGCCGCGGAAUCUGUACCAUUGGAUGUAUUAUUCUAAACUACCUACCAUUGGCAAUCGCAUCUGGCGUCAUUGUGGCCGUGUUCGGUGUAGCGUACGUUAUACUACAAUUCAUCCCAGGCAUCGAGGCGCCUAGUAAUAUGAAGCGCCAAGCACUUGACGAUUCCAUGGAUGGCGGAGGAGGAUCAUCCGGAGGCCGAGCCGCUCAAUGGGCCGCAGCCAAUGAUCAGCCUUAUGGCUCACCUACGAAUUAUGGCCCAAGCGCAGCCGACACAGGAUAUACUGCCAACGUGAGCCAUAACAGUACUAGCGUUGUAUAA
Zychaea mexicana is the source of this 441-nucleotide messenger RNA. RefSeq names its product COPI associated protein-domain-containing protein. Gene Ontology annotation, cellular component: Golgi membrane. The annotation marks the transcript as partial. Gene Ontology annotation, biological process: vesicle-mediated transport. Lineage: Eukaryota; Fungi; Mucoromycota; Mucoromycetes; Mucorales; Lichtheimiaceae. The transcript is spliced from 3 exons. The record is from RefSeq and is a predicted model, not a curated record.